CCAAGCGUCAGUCCAAAUAAACCCGACGGUGCGGGCAGUCUACUCGGUGCCCGCCUCAGUGGAUAAGUCCUCGGCAGUAUGGUGUGAAUAUAUUUUUUGUUACUCACACAUCUACAGAGAGAAUCAAGAAAACACAGGCCAUUUUAAUUGAUUCACCGCAGGAGACAACGAAGAAGUCAGGAAAACAAUCGUCUGCAUUUGCAUACUAGAUAUGGAUACAAAUGACGAUCGAGGAGCUGGUGAAGCUAUGCUGAAGGGAUCAGGUGCUCGAAGAAUGGCCACCACAUCUUCCGGAUGGAGGAAGAUCUUGAUGUGUUGCUUGAAACCAGAAGAAGACGAUGUUCAAGUAUUGGAUUAUGAGCACUCGAGCUUAACUGAGGUUCCAGCUGUAAUCUUUAGCCAUGAAAGGACGUUAGAGGUACUCCGGCUCGACUGUAAUCAAAUUGCCGAUUUGCCCCGACCGCUCUUUCACUGCCACGGACUCAAAGAGCUCUGGCUCUCUGAUAAUGAGAUUUCCCAGUUGCCCCCCGCGUUGGCCUCUCUCAUCCAUCUGCAGGUGUUGGAUAUUUCGAAAAAUGCCCUGUCCGAAGUGCCCGAUGCUAUUAGCGGUCUGAAGGCGCUUAUUACCCUGGACCUCAGCGUCAAUCCGCUCGGUAAGUUGCCGGAGGGUGCAACUAAAUUACUCUCGCUUGAGUCGCUCAACCUCUCCGACACGUUCCUCGAAUUCCUCCCGGCCAACUUUGGUCGUUUGACCAAAUUGCGAUUGCUUGAGCUAAGAGAAAACCAACUGGCCAGUUUACCUAAAUCUAUGGCCCGUUUGACUGCGUUGAAACGACUGGACAUGGGGCAAAACGACUUGUGUGACCUGCCUGAAGUCGUCGGAAGUAUUCCGUCCCUCACGGAAUUGUGGGUGGACGGGAACAAGUUGGACGUGCUACCUGAAUUUCUGGGUCAUUUACAGAAUCUGGUUCAUUUGGAUGCAUCUAGAAAUUGUCUUCACGGCAUCGCUCCAACCAUCGGACUAUGCAAAUCGUUGACAGAUUUAUCCUUAACGUCCAACAACUUGGCAAAUCUACCCGAAGAAAUAGGCGAUUUGACUCUGUUGACCGUACUACGCGUCGAUGAUAAUCGCUUGACUUGCCUGCCAGAUUCGCUUGGUCGUCUGUCACACCUGGAAGAAUUGCAAGCCGGCCAGAAUCGAUUGUCAAAACUUCCCGCAUCGAUCGGCUUACUGCGCAAAUUGGAAACCUUGAUGUUGAACGAGAACCUGCUAGAUGAAUUACCAGUGGAACUGGGCUCGUGCCAGCGGCUGACCGUCUUGUCCCUUCGCAAAAACCGACUGGAACAUUUGCCGCCAGAGUUGGGCCAUCUUUCACGUCUACGUGUCAUCAAUCUUAGCUGCAAUCGGCUACUCCAUCUGCCCGUCUCGUUUCUCAAGUUGCCGUCGCUAUCUGCUCUAUGGCUUUCCGAGGCACAAACCAAACCGGUUGUGCCGCUUCAAACGGACAUUGACUCCAGCACUGGUCACAAGGUUUUGACUUGUUUCCUUUUGCCACAGUCAGCAGAUCCGGAGGCAGAAGAACAGACACCAGCAGAUAAGGGCAGUCCCAAUGUCGUGACUGCUCGUUCGCCCACUCAUAUCAAAUUUGCUUUCGAUGGAGAAGCCGAUCCAAAAGCAGGUAAAUUGAUGAGGAACCCAACCCCAUACCCGAAGGAGUUGAAGGCCUUGGCCAAACACGCCCAGCAUAUUCAACAACACCACCCGGUUUCUCCCACAGCCCGCAAUAGCGUGGACCUACCUACCACUGGUACCACUUCGCCCAGCGAAACUAAAGGACAGUUGAAGAAACAGCCAGAGCCUCUUCCAGUUGCUGUCGUUCCUCCUCAGCCUGCUGCGCCUUCUACGACGAUCACUGUCCAUGUCGACCCGACAGUGACGAUCAUUUCCAAAUCGCCAGACGAGCCCAUCCCAGUCCAGAGCGAACCUAGCAAUGCCCCGAUACGACCGAAGCCAGAAAUUGUGCUGGGAGCUCCGCAACCCCUUGCCACACCAUCGAAUGAAUCACAGCCUGAAGUUCCUCCAUUACUGCCUCCGGUUCAUACAUCCUUAACAUUGGAACCCAAACGCAAUGCACCUGUAGACCCGGUUCAUACGUCCUUAACAUUAGAACCCAAACGCAAUGCGUCUGUAGACCCGGUUCAUACGUCCUUAACAUUGGAAGCCAAACGCAAUGCAUCUGUAGAAAACUUGGCCGAUCCGGAAGUUGAUCCGCCCAAGCCAAAUGGCAUUCCAGCAGCAGCCGAACAUUCACCUAGAUCUGCUGAAAUCGAAAUAAAAGAAGCUCGAGUGCUUCGACCGUUAAUGUCUGCAGCAGAUGGAUUAGACAAGGUGAAGAACCCCACAGAUGUUGUUGACCGGUCCAGUCAACCGGACUUGACGGCCGAAGUCAAGCAACAACCACCACCGUAUCACGUUGCGGCUGUUUACUCGAAACGUGCAGCUGAGUUCAAUCACGCGACUAGUUUGCCGCGCACACAGUCAACUGACAGUGGAUUCACGGUUGAAGGGACUUCGGGUGAGAGGAGAGAUAGCAGCCCCAGCCGUGACAGCGGACGCGGACCUUCUAUUGAACCGCUUGAAGACAAUGCGCAGCCAUCUGGAAGCCCAGGGCCUGCACAAUCUGUCGUGGCUGCUAAACGUCCCGUUGAUUUGCCCUUGAAUGGCAGCUUGGCAGACAGGGAGAAAAUGACACCGCUUGCUUUAAAGAGAGCCACCUACAUCAUCGAUAAUAGCCUGAGUCCCAACGAUGGCACCGAAGCAGUAGAAGAAACGGGAGACCUUCAAUCAGUGGCGGCAUUGAGACAAGCAGCCCGCGAAGUGUUCCUGUCCGCUUCCCCAAAGGAAAGUCCGCUUCCAGCACACAAGCAGACCUCCUGGGAUGUUCCACUUUCCGUCCACACUACAAAUGGGUCCUCCAACACUCUAAGUGCCGCUAACGUUGUUGGACUCCCACCUGCCGGCAACUCGUCUGAGAAUGGCGGCCAACAACCACCGGCCAAAAUUCAAGGACGACUUCCGCCGCCAAAGUAUCACGUCACUAGUAAUGGAUUCCGUGAUACAUCGGCUGAAUUGAAAUCUCCUCCGCCUGCCAGUGCCUCCUCUCGCAUUCCUCUGGCAUCGCACAACCGGCUUCCUAGCGGACUUCCGCGUCAGUUAUCCAACUUGUCAAAUAGCUCGCUACUUGAUGGGCCAAUUGUAAAUAAACCUGCACCUCUCUUGCCACCGAAGAAGCGGGAUUCUCCACCGCCUCCGACUCUUCAACCCAAAUUGUCCACUUCUCGGAUUCCUCCGCCGCAAGUGCACACGCCCGUUCUUGCUUCUCCGCUAACGCCCCUAUCGUUGAAGACCAAUUUUUCGCCCUUGCCAGUCCAUAAUGCCAGAUUGGUCACACCAACGACGACACCGCUAACGCCAACAACCAAUAACAACGAUUUCGAAUCUAAUCAAAGCAAUAAAAUCACGCCGUCUCAGCCUUUGACUACGCGCAUUCCUUUGCCAAAGUACUCGGCGUCUGAUAUCAGUAAAACUGGAGUCUCACCCGGAUCUCGAAUUCCGACACGGUUACCUACACCGACAACGUCGAUUCCAUCAAUUUCCAAAAGCAAAUUGUCAGCGGACUUGACAGGCAGUCCGUCUCUAGCGUCUUACACAUCACGUAUUCAAUAAGCCAUCUGACAAUGGGCAGCUAAAAUGGAGAAUGUGAGUCAGUAAAGCGAAAGAAACAUGAAAAGAGGUUGUAAGCAUUUAUUAUAUUUUUUCUUUUGUUUCAAAACUCAAUUUUCUGCAAUAGUUAUGUACAGUCGAUUAUUUGAAUGGAGUUUUGUUCGUAUUCAAAUUUAUGCUGGAGUUUUUUUUCUUUCUUUUAUUAUAAUUUUUAUCCCCUCGCGUAUUACGUGCCCUUAUAUUCGUGUUGAUUAUCUCAUAAGAUCUUCUCCAUCCGAACUUUUUCACAAAAAAAUGCAAUUGACUUUCAGAAGUAAAACAAAACAACAAAAAUCGUAUUUGGAUCAUUCAAGUGACCUGCCAAAAUUUGCCUUUUCGUCUAUCUCAAACUUCUUUUUUAUAUAUGGUCAUCUUAACUUGUGUUUAAGUGAUUUUGCAAACCAACGAAAUAUCUUAAUUUCGCCAGCGUGACAGAGGAACCUUUAUCAUUUCCCCCCUAUUGUCUUUCUAGUUAGAGUUGUAUAAUAUCAUAACGUUUAUGGACUUUCUUGGGUUUUUCAUAAUUUUAUGCCAGUGACAAUAUACCUGUGUGAGGCAAGAGUAUUUUUUUUAUCGCAAAAGAAGAUUUGAAUACACUCUUCGAAUACUGAAA
Messenger RNA from Daphnia carinata, 4376 nucleotides. RefSeq names its product leucine-rich repeat-containing protein 7-like. Gene Ontology annotation, biological process: neurotransmitter receptor transport postsynaptic membrane to endosome; neurotransmitter receptor transport, endosome to postsynaptic membrane. The coding region runs from base 212 to 3727 and encodes 1171 amino acids. The transcript is spliced from 6 exons. Gene Ontology annotation, cellular component: postsynaptic density; postsynaptic membrane; adherens junction. The record is from RefSeq and is a predicted model, not a curated record. Gene Ontology annotation, molecular function: protein binding. NCBI's taxonomy places the organism in Eukaryota, Metazoa, Arthropoda, Branchiopoda, Diplostraca, Daphniidae.